Messenger RNA from Didymella exigua CBS 183.55, 1994 nucleotides. Its product is annotated as alpha/beta-hydrolase. The transcript is spliced from 5 exons. NCBI's taxonomy places the organism in Eukaryota, Fungi, Ascomycota, Dothideomycetes, Pleosporales, Didymellaceae. Bases 131 to 1750 code for a protein of 539 amino acids. The record is from RefSeq and is a predicted model, not a curated record.
AGCAGAUCUCAGAGGGAGUUAAAUUGCUCAACACGUGCUGACCACGUGGUAUAUAUACGAUCGGCAGACCUCAAAAAGAACAUCGCCUACGCCUUCCAUUUUUCUAUCGCUAAACCACACUUUCGGUACAAUGGGGCUUCUACACGGGUUGAUCAGCCUGCUGGUUGGGAUCUGCGUCGGUGUGGAAUGCAUGCACCCAGCACCUGCGAGGAAGAGCGUAGGUGGGGCGCCGAGAGUGACACUCCCUCAAGCGACUGUCGAAGGCUUCCUCGAUCUCCACAAUAACACGGUAUUCCUGGGUAUUCCAUUUGCUGCUACGACUGGAGGAGACAACCGAUGGAAGGCGCCUCAGAACGUCCCUGAGACUGAGAAGCCUACUGUCUUCAAUGCAACGCAGUAUGGCGCAACAUGCCCGCAAGCAAUUUCAGGCACGUUGUACUCGCAGCAGGGCGAAGACUGUUUGAACCUCAAUGUGUGGGCUCCCGCUACAGGCUCAAACUUGCCAGUAUUCGUGUACAUGUAUGGAGGCGCGAUGGUUACCGGCUCAAGCAGCAACCCUCAAUUCCAGGGAAAUAACUUCGCUCGCAAGGGUGUCGUGUAUGUCAGCUUCAACACUCGUGAGAGCAUCUUUGCGUACCCAAACUCAGUCGAACUGGAAAGUGCGACCGAGUCUCAGAACUUUGGAAUCCUCGAUGUCGAAAAGGCCUUAGACUGGGUUCGCAAGAAUAUUGCUGCCUUUGGUGGUAACCCGGAUCAUAUCGUAUUCGGUGGCCACUCGUCCGGUUCUGUUCAAGUUGACCACUACCUCUGGAACCAUCCUGAUACUUGGCUUGUGGGUGCCGUUCAGAUGGCAGCCAACGCAAAGUCGGGACCCGCCGUAGCUCCGAUAAACCAGGCCCUCGAUGUCGUCGCCUCUGAAGUUGGUUGCCCUAAUGGCAAGGGUCAGUUGGCAUGUCUCCGCAAAGUUGACCUGUACGAUUUCCAGACCGAGAAGUUCAACGCCACUUACAACACAUGGUUUACGCCGGCUGUUGACAACAUCACCCGUUACCAGGAUUAUGAGAGCCGCCUUGCCGUUGGAAAAUAUGCCUCGCAUGUUCCUCUGUUGACUGGUAAUUCGGACGGCGAGGGCGCAAUCUUCGCUCUUGUGUACGGUGGAGAAAACACAGACUUCAGUGCAUGGCUUGACACAUUUGACGCCGAUGUUGCCGAGAUUCCUAAAAAUAUUCUCCUGGCUGCGUACAACGCCUCGGACUACGAUACAGUGUCUCAGAUGAGUGGCGCGCAAUACGGUGACGCCCGUUUCUUCUGUCCGGUUGACUACCUCCGCGAUCUGAGGAGCACCACCCAGGACACGUGGACCUACCGCUUCUUUGGAGACUAUGCUAAUGUUUGGGGCCUUCCCGUGUCCGCGCCCACCCACGGUACUGAGAUACCAUUCUUCCUUGGCGGUAACGAGUGCUUCGAUGCCAUCAGCAACGUUACAGAAAGUGAGCAGGCGCUUGCUGACUACCAGAAUGACUGGUUUGUGUCCUGGAUUAAGAAUCCCUCUGCUGGGCCUGGAUGGGACAAGGUCACACCUAAAUCGGGCAAGCUGGCAAAGCUGGGCGUGCCCGGCAAUGAGCUCGCAAUCGAGCUUGCAAAUACUGACGACUACAACGGAAGAUGUCAAUCUGUGUAUAACCCGUACCUGCCGAAGUAUCCUGUGGUCCAGGAUGUGACGGGAGCGGAAGGCAUGAUCGGCAGUUGAUAGUGGAUUAAAUUUACAGUAGUGAGACGAAAUAUGUGACUAAUAGCUUGCGUCUAACCUCCAAGGCUCUCUGCUUGAAACACUCUUUGUCUCGCCGCAACUAUACAGUGAGCAGUACACUUGCUAUUGCCCAUCUGCUUGGAGAUCUCCGGGGCAGCACAUUCAACGAUGACGAGUACUGAUCUGAUACUAGCUGGGAGCAUGUAAAGCCUGAUGAAUCGCCUGUAAUAAAUUUAUUCACCAG